Messenger RNA from Anisakis simplex (herring worm), 1323 nucleotides. Lineage: Eukaryota; Metazoa; Nematoda; Chromadorea; Rhabditida; Anisakidae. The record is from the annotation of a GenBank genome assembly.
AUGAACGUUACAGAGGACGGAUGUGGAGAUGAGUGCGACAUCCCACCAGAGCAUCUGUUCAGUGAUUUUAUCGAGAUGACCUACCUCUUAUUAGUGAUCGUCAUCGGUACACCAGCUAACAUUUAUGUGCUUACAAAACUGUUUCGGGAAUUGAGAACCUGUAAGAAUGAUUCCGUCAAGAUCGGGUUUUUAUUGCUGAAGAUUAAUUUGAAUAUAUCGGAUUUGAUCAUUUUGAUAAUAUUAGCGGUCGGUAAGUUUUGUUGGCUAGCAACGUAUGCAUGGAACGGUGGUGAUCUGUUGUGUAAACUGUUUAAUUUUAUGUCGAUGUUUGCACUGUAUAUCAGUUCGAAUAUUGUUGUUUGUAUUGCUUUGGAUCGACUGCGUAAUGUCGUUACCGCGUCUAAAAUCAGGAGACGUCACUCAACGACUGCAGUUCGUUCGAUGAUAGUCAUUUCGUGGUUACUUUCAUUACUGUGGAGUGUACCACAGCUGUGGGUUUGGCGUACACUCAAUGUGUAUCCAAAUUAUCCCGGUGGCUGGGUUCAGUGCUCAGACAUUUGGUCUAUUGAACGCUUCCAAGCAUUACACCAUCCACUUCAAUAUAUGCAUUCUGAACUUACUCAGAACAUUUAUAAUAUAUCACAUCUGGUACUCGUUUUCUGGGGUCCACUACUCGUUUUGUUGGUCAGUUACGCGUUUAUUGCAUUUCGACUUAUGCAGUAUUCAAUUCGUGGGCCACAAUGCAGUGAUAAUAGUCGUCUGAUUGGAUUGCGAACAUCAUCUCCGAAUUUUUCUCAACGGCCUUCGAUAAUUGUCCAAAGAACUGAUUCAACUGAGGCGAAUCUUUCGAGGUCUUCACGUCGAAAUCAAUCCAUUCAACUUCAAUCCGGUAGCAUGCGUAAAUCACUUUCCGAAGAAUACUUCAUAGACCUAGAGAACAGUGAUGUAAGACGCAAUUUACCGCUACAAAUUGGUGCGAAUAAUCGUGAUAUUAGAGCAGCUUCGUCGGUCGGAUUCAGGAGGGAUCGUAACCAAUCGAUGGUCACCGUUGACAGCGACUCAUUUUGGCCACGGGUUAUUUGCGCAGUACGUUUGGCAUGUGGUUCUCAGGAUAUGUACAAUGGACGCACAACAUUUGCAGCCACAUUAUCGACUGAUUCGAAUGCUCGACCGAGCGUUGCAAGUACCUAUUCGAACAGACGUUCACUAAUGAACAUAUGGUCGGGUAUUCGGCACAAGGACAGGGGAUCAGGCAGCGGUAAGUGCACACAUCUUAUUGAUGAUCAAUAUUUAUUCAAGAUCGAUUUGAAAGCUUUCCUUUGA